AUGGCGGGCUUAAUCCGACUCCUCAGAACGCAAUUCAACCCCCCGACAGAGCCAACCAUCUCAUUCGCGGGAAAAACGGUAGUCUUGACCGGUGCGACUUCCGGGCUGGGAUUUGAGGCAGCUAUCAAGCUUCUCAAUCUUGGCGUGGAAUCAUUGAUCAUCGGCAGCCGAAGCCUGCAGCGCGGUGAGGCAACCAAGACGGAGCUUGAGAAGCGAACAGACAGACGCGGAGUAGUACAGGUAUGGGAGCUGGAAAUGAACAGUUUCAGAAGUGUGAAGGAUUUUGCAGCCCGCAUCAAUGCGUUGAAGCAGUUGGAUGUUGCUCUUCUGAACGCUGGACUUUGGAAUCGGGAGUUCACAACAUCACCAGAAGGGUGGGAGGAGACAUUGCAGGUUAACACGCUAUCUACCUCUCUGUUGGCGCUUUUGCUACUUCCAAAGCUGAGGAGCUGUUCUUCUGAUUCAAACCCGACACAUUUGAGUGUUGUCUCGAGCCAGCAGUUUGUGCGGGCCCAAGCGAAGAGCCUCCAGACGGACGGCCCGUUACUGGAACAUCUGAACGACGCUCAGAACUUCAAUGGCCCGAAGCAAUAUGGCGUAUCGAAGCUUCUUUUGGAGUAUGUUCUUAAGACGGUAGCUGGGCGUUUGCGCAACGAAAACGGGACAGUCCCGGUCAUUAUCAACACAGUAAGCCCUGGCUUGUGCGCGUCAUCGCUUGGGCGCCAAUAUACCAGAUUCUACCACCGAUUGGUAGUAUGGAUAAUGUAUAGCCUCUUUGCUCGCACAGCAGAACAAGGGAGUCGGUCACUGGUUAGCGCGACAUACCAAGGGUUGGAAUCGCAUGGGAGGUGUUGGCGAAGUGACGGAUAUUUGGAUGAAUCAACCGCGCUAACUACAGGUCUGGAAGGAAAGCAAUUCCAGGCCAAAGCGUGGAAGGAGAUAAUGGAUGUCCUCAAGCAGCAGACGGGCGGUUUUGAUGAAGUAUUAAAAGGAUCUGAUCGGUAG
This is a messenger RNA of Aspergillus puulaauensis, 1005 nucleotides long. Its product is annotated as putative short-chain dehydrogenase/reductase family protein. The record is from RefSeq and is a predicted model, not a curated record. NCBI's taxonomy places the organism in Eukaryota, Fungi, Ascomycota, Eurotiomycetes, Eurotiales, Aspergillaceae. The transcript is spliced from 2 exons. Bases 1 to 1005 code for a protein of 334 amino acids.